GCUAGUUUCACGUCGAGUUUUUGAUUCAUAUUGGGUGGAGCUUAUGAUUCUGGGUCCAAGGAGCAGACCCGUCUACGCGCCGGGGGGCCAGAUUUGCAGCCCAUAUGCCCCGGCCUUUUUCGCCCCAAGUCACGUGAGCCGAGUCGCGCGGACCGAUGCUCGCUCCAUUUCUUCGGGUGCGCCAUGCCGGCCCUAUGGCCGCGGCGCUAGGAUUCGUGGCCCCAUACUCCCUUGCGGCCCUAUAAUACGCGGCACCAAACUACUCGCGGCCCUACAUCACUCGCGCGCUGGGCUCCAAACACGGCCCGUGCCCAGCACCUCUCGAAACACACCCAGAGUGCCAGUUCCGCAGUUUCCAUCAAAACACAAAAAAAAAAACACAGGGUCCCAGCGUGGAAUCUCACACAUAUCGCGACGCCCCCCACCGCCAUGACGCUGCUCGAAAAAACCGCCCCGCCCACGCCCGAGCCCCCAACCGUGGUCUCUGAGGCGGGCCUCCGGGCCUUGGACCGCCACCAGCUCGCAGCCACCAGCACUCUCUGGAAGAAAACCUGGGCGUUCCUAAAGACCGUCCUCGGCCGUGUGCCCAAUGCAUUUGAGCACGCAGUCGUGGCCUCUGAACGCAACGACUGUGCCUUUGUGGCGAAGUACUCGCGUGUCGCCACUGUCAACCUCGCCAGCGUGGCAUCGUUGUCGGUUGACACCGUGACCUUGCACACGCUCCAUGCGCCACACCCACUCGUGGGCUUUGCUAAAGCCAGCCCGCUUUCCGCAGCAAUGGCGCGCGAGGUCGCAGAGCUGCCGGUGGUGCUUUUUGUCCACGGCAUGGGCGGCCAGAUGUCGCAGUUCGAGCCCGUCAUGGGCUUGCUUCUGCAGUGCCUGGAGAUUUACGCCUUGGACUUGCCCGGCUUUGGCGACUCGCGGCUCACGCCCACGCAGUACUGUCUGCUUGCGCCCGAGGACCAGGCAGCCAUCGCGGCCUCGGUGCGCAGCAUGCUGUGGCUGGACUUCUCCUCGGAGAACAUUGCCCGGAUCAUUGUCGAAUUUGUGCGCCAGCACAUUCCAGCAGACAAGAAGCUCAUCCUCGUGGGCCAUUCCAUGGGCACGCACUUGCUGGUGAAGGUAGCUCGCAGCCUAGACCGUGCACGUGUGGAAGGCCUCGUGCUUCUCUCGCCACCUAAGUUCGCCGACGAUAUCGCCGCAAACCCACCCACUACCACACGCAAACACAGGCCCCUCUGGCUCCUUCUGUUCUUCACCCAAUUCCCAUUUUUGCUCGACUGGUUCCGCGUUUGGGAUCGGCUCGAAGGGCUCGCCAGCAAAAGCGUGAUUCGCCAGCUUCCACGCGACAGCAGCUUCUACAUGAGGCUCCGCCAGUUCCGGUGGAACUUGGACAUCGACACUCGCGUGCUCUUGCGAUACGUGAACGGGUUUUCUGCGUGCAAAUACCUGGAGCUCAUAGACGCAGUCUCUCGCUUUAACGACAACCCCAGCGACCCACGUGCUUACGAAAAGACGCUCUUGAUAGGCGGACUCGAGGACACCGUGACACCAGUGUCGAUUCUCGACGAUGUCAGUGCGGUUCUUUUGAGCCAUUGGGGCAGAAAGGUCGUCCAGACGACUAUGGUCAAGAAUGCAGGUCAUUCCGUGCUCCUCGCCAAGCCGGAAUUCAUCAGUGGCAUCAUAUUGGACCAUUUGGAGCUGAAAUUCCCUGAGCGCCUCCACUUGUCGCCCGCAUGGGUGCUAAAGUUGAAGGCUGAUAUCUCGGGCGACAAGUGGGGUUUAAAAAACGAGCUCAAGUGGCUCAAAACUCAAAGCAUCUCAUUCAACAUCACGCGCAAAAACGGCUCCGACGUAGCUCCACUUCUAGGCAUGAAAACCUUACGCGAAGAGGACCAGAAACAUUCCCCCCAACAGAUUGAACGGAUCUUCUAUGAGGCCGGCGGUGUUCUUGAAGAAGGCGUCAAGGUAGAAGGCACGCUCAUUGCCAUUGUGGAUAUCUCCGCAGACAUUCCACCGUACUCAUCGAAAUCUUUCAAGCACAUCAAGUAUUAUAAAUGUGCCACAGUGUCAAAAGUGGCACCGGACCAAAGCGCGGUGAGGCGGUUCAUACAGCUCAUAGACGACAUUUUGGCAUCCACGGAAGUGGUGAAUCCGCUUAUCUCUGUUCACUGCCACUACGGGUUCAACCGCACUGGGUUUCUCAUCUGCUGCUACUUGAUUGAAAGACUCGGGUGGAGCGUUCGAGAGGCGGUCGACGGCUUUAGGGCGGCGAAAAGCCCGGGCAUUAAGCACCGACACUUUAUAGAUGCGUUGUAUGUCAGGUACGAGUCGUGAGAGAGGCAAACUAAGAGUAUGUUAUGUCGAAGGAACUCAACUGGUACUGUAGCUUGGAAAAGUCAUUUGAGACUCUCUGCUGCAUGAGCACAGGUGACAUCCUGUCUGAGAGAGCCGCGCCACUUCGAGUCUGAUUCAAGGCCAAUGUCUGCUCUUCGCAUGGAUUGUGGAAGCAUCGAUGAUGAAACAAGCGUUCGCAAGGUUGUCAACAUAUCUACUGCAAUGCUGUGUUCGCCAUAGCUAAUUCAGUGCAGGGUUUUCGAAAUGGAAGUUUCAUUGUAUUACAGUGUAAACUCGCGCCUGUGCUCCGAACCCAUGAGAUCAGCCGUCA
Molecule: messenger RNA, 2668 nt
Organism: Metschnikowia bicuspidata var. bicuspidata NRRL YB-4993
Lineage: Eukaryota; Fungi; Ascomycota; Pichiomycetes; Serinales; Metschnikowiaceae
Product: triacylglycerol lipase
Exons: 1
Coding region: 430-2337 (635 amino acids)
Biological process (GO): 7-methylguanosine mRNA capping; protein dephosphorylation
Molecular function (GO): mRNA guanylyltransferase activity; protein tyrosine/serine/threonine phosphatase activity
Source: RefSeq, a predicted model, not a curated record